Molecule: messenger RNA, 714 nt
Organism: Postia placenta MAD-698-R-SB12
Lineage: Eukaryota; Fungi; Basidiomycota; Agaricomycetes; Polyporales; Adustoporiaceae
Exons: 8
Coding region: 1-714 (237 amino acids)
Source: RefSeq, a predicted model, not a curated record
AUGUCGCAUACUAUGGCCUCCACAGUGCCCAUUCUCUUCGUUCUCAACAUCUUGCUGAUGAUGCGCAGUCGAGACUUCAAUACCGUCCAAUCGAGCCUAUCCCCACGACCCAUCUAUUGUAUGCCGAAUUUUAUUACUACCACGUUGCUCUUGGCUGGCAAUACCUUCCACUGGAUUGUUGCAGUCUUCCGCGUUUACCAGGCUUUCAUCCUGUUUCACAACGGCAGCGAACCACUACCAUUUUACAGUGAUUUAUCUCAAAUCAGCGAAUUGAUUUUGACUGGUGCUCUUGUCUUUUGUGUCGUCGUCGGUGACGUUAUGAUUUCUGUGGCAUCGGCAACAUUCAUCAACUCUCGUUAUCAAACCAUAAUGGAGUCACUAGCGAUCAAUGGGUCACCGCGAAUUGUGUUUCUACCUUGUGGUAUGAUCGCAUGGAAGAUAUGGAGCAUUCGUAGAGGUAUCGGACGUUGUGGUGGCAGCAACUUAAUGAGGAUGCUGGUUUUCGUUGUGGAAAGCGCUGCCCUUUACUCGAUGACGCGCACAAGCAGGAAAGGCCUUCUCAUACAGAUCCACCUGGCCCAAAUUUAUGUAACGAAGAUCAUCUCGUAUAGUCUUCCGUUACCAAACGAGAACCGAUUUUCGUGGGCGAUGGGCAUACCAGUAAUCAAACUAAAACGAGAGCAAACACAAAAGAUUUCGACCACUAAGACCUGA